UGACGUCACGACUCAACCUAGCAGCAGAUAAAAUUGCGAGAGAGCGACGGACGAGUUCGCGAUUCGCAUCUGGCGAUUGUGCGUCUCAAUUCAUCAGUCAAGUUUCCUCGCGAGUCGAAAUGCGCGUCGGUGGAAGUCGUUGACAACCUUCAAAGAUGGUUGAGCCGAUUUUCGACUACCAGUUUCGGCUGAUCCUGAUCGGCGACAGCACUGUGGGCAAGAGUUCGCUGCUCAAGUAUUUCACUGAUGGCAAGUUCGCCGAGUUGUCCGACCCGACGGUGGGCGUCGACUUUUUCGCAAGGCUGAUCGAAGUCAAGGACGGUACCAGGAUAAAACUGCAGCUUUGGGACACAGCAGGACAGGAAAGAUUCAGAUCUAUCACAAAAUCGUACUACCGGAAUUCCGUGGGCGCCCUGUUGGUUUACGACGUGUGCAACAGGGCGAGUUUUGAGCACAUUCCGGCCUGGAUGAUGGAGGCGCGACGACACAUCGAGCCGCACCAGCCCACCUUUCUCUUGGUCGGCUGCAAGGUGGAUCUGGUGCGCAGCGACGGUGGCCAGCAACGGCAGGUGCCCUUCGAGGAGGCCAAGUCCUUUGCCAAGGACCAGGGCAUCCCUUUCAUUGAGACGUCGGCGCGCAACGGACUGAAUGUGGAGAGGGCAUUUGAGAUCAUAACGCAAGAGGUAUAUGACCGAGUACAAAGCGGUGAAUACAAAGUGGAGGACGGCUGGGAUGGUGUCAAGUCUGGAUACUCGAGGACAGCGUUCGACCCAACUUUGGUUGAGGCCGAGCCGGCCAAGAGUGGAUGCUGUUAGGUGUAGAUUUGCCCUCAAAGGACUAUUAGAAAAUAGCAGCGAUUCCAUUGAUUUGAUCUGGUUUUAAUUUCAUCCCAAUUUUUUAAUCUUUCAGGCUUUUUACUUUUAUGCGUAUAUGUAUUCAAAACAGCCCUUAUUUUUUGUUGUUUAAAAUUUUAUUCAAAUUUGAUUGGAUACUUUGGUAUUUUACCUGCCUGUCAUAACUACUCCGGCAUCCUCUUUUACACUUUCAUCACAUUUCCCAAGUGUUUUACAAUCCCGACUAGUCUCAGAUAAUAUUUUACAAGUUGUGACCCCCGAACAGCAAGCGCAGUUGAAAACCUCUGUUUUAAACUUAAUUUAUGACCUAGUGUGUUUUAUUUUUGUUACUGUAUUAUUCAUGUCGCUGCAACCUCAAAAACUGUUGGUUUAAAUCUCGAAGAGAAUUUGUGAUAGUUUUUAUUUUGCUGAGCGCAACUUCGAUCUUUCUUCCAGAAUCUGCUAGCACUGCGCAUUAGAAUUUUUAAAACGGUUUAAUCUUGCUGCUCAAAACAGCUGCUAGUGUUUCCUAAAAAUUUGUAACAAAGAAAACAACUCGAAUUUGGAUGCUUAUUUCAUUUAUUAGACUUCUUCUGCGGACAGAAAAGUGACACAGAGCUACAUUUUUGUUAUUAUUUCAUAUUUAUAUUUAUCGUGAUUAUAUAUAUAAUAAUAUUGUGUCAAUGAGUAAAAACUAAAUACACCAUGAUACA
Messenger RNA from Neocloeon triangulifer, 1546 nucleotides. It is a transcript of the gene Rab39, whose product is annotated as ras-related protein Rab-39B. The record is from RefSeq and is a predicted model, not a curated record. Lineage: Eukaryota; Metazoa; Arthropoda; Insecta; Ephemeroptera; Baetidae. Gene Ontology annotation, biological process: Rab protein signal transduction. Gene Ontology annotation, molecular function: GTP binding; GTPase activity. Gene Ontology annotation, cellular component: Golgi membrane. The transcript has 5 exons. Bases 156 to 815 code for a protein of 219 amino acids.